Aspergillus affinis is the source of this 4878-nucleotide messenger RNA. RefSeq lists its product as uncharacterized. Gene Ontology annotation, molecular function: RNA-DNA hybrid ribonuclease activity; nucleic acid binding. The coding region runs from base 1 to 4878 and encodes 1625 amino acids. NCBI's taxonomy places the organism in Eukaryota, Fungi, Ascomycota, Eurotiomycetes, Eurotiales, Aspergillaceae. The transcript has 9 exons. The record is from RefSeq and is a predicted model, not a curated record.
AUGCGCUGGAUGCGGCGAAACGCACGCCGCCUGGUCGAGAGCUUGUACGAGUCCUUGCACCGCAACCCGCCCUAUCUACAGGAUUAUCUCUCCGUGGGUAGCGACACGGAGACCUCUGGCCCGCCUAAUAGCGAGGGGUGUGCUGCGGGAUCUGGGAGAGGGAGGGAGAGAUUGACCCGAUCAACCAGCCGGCCAACGGAGCGGAAUCGCUCUACACAAGAAGCGGCCCUGAUAGACCCAAACUCGGAAAUGGAUGUAGACCCUAUCCCGUCCGAGUCAGAACCGUCGAUUGCCCAGCAAAUUGACAUGAUCAGCGAACUGGAGACGCCCGCACCAAUGACCCCUGCCCUUAGGGAUCGCACUCUGAAUAAGAGGCGCCCCCGCAGCGUCACCUACUCGGAGGCAACGAGGCGGAGCGCUAGACACCAGCGGUUUCGCAUCUUCAAUAUAUAUAAUCGACCUGCCGAGGUUGGCACAGGCACCUUAGGCCUGGUCAGCGACCUCACUACUAAUACCACUAACGAUUACGUCCUCCUAUUGGGGGAUUUCAACCUUCACCACCCUGCCUGGGGCGGCAAGAAUGCCGCCCGGGAUACCCUUUCUAACCAGUUACUUGACUUAAGCGAUGGAAGGUGCCUGGACCUCUGGCUAAAGCCGGGCACUAUCACCAGAGACGAAGCCGGAGCGAAGACCACGAUCGACUUAGUCCUCGGCUCGCAGGACCUGACCCCUAGACUCGUUACCUGUGAGGUCACUGAAAAGAUUCACGCAGAUUCCGAUCACCUACCUAUACGGACCCUUAUCGACAUCCAAACCAAGACCCCGGAGGCGCAGCGGCGCCGCAACUGGAAGGCGUGCAAAGUAAAAGAACUACAGACUUUUGUAGACCUGAACCUAUACAGUAAAGCCUUUCCACUUGAGAAUAAGCAGCACAUCGAACUCGCAAUGGAGUUCCUUAUUGAAACGGUAAAUCAAGGAAUAGCAACAUCUACCCCGUGGGCACGGUCAAGCAAGUGGGCGAACCCGUCUUUCAUACCGGAAUGCCGAGAGAUGAUUAAGGUCACUCUCAGAAACCGCAAAGGAAAAGUGCUGGCGAGGGCCCUACGGCAGGGACACCGGACCUGGGUUAGAAAGGCCACCGAGGCAGGCCCCCGAGGCAUGUGGCGCGUGGCCAGAUGGGCCAGGAACCGGGACGCCUCCGGGGGACUGGUCCCAACACUGAAAACACCAGAUAACGGCCUCGCAGAAACUGCAGAACAGAAAGUUGAAGUAUUCCGGAAGGCUUUCUUUCCCCACCUACCUCCUGCAGACCUUUCCGAUAUCCCUGCGACCUCCCUACCUCAGCAACUUGACUUCCCGGAUCUUGCCGAACACGAGGUGCUACGCUGCAUCCGAAAGGCGCCUCCUGACAAGGCUCCCGGGCCCGACGGCAUCCCUAAUAAGGUCUGGCACUGGCUAGGUAAGAUUCCCUCCUUCGUGAAGGCGCUCACGGGUAUCUUUAAUGCCUGUAUCCGGCUCGGGCACAACCCCGGAUACUUUCAGCAAUUUAUAACGGUAGUCCUCCGUAAGGCCGCGCCACGGGAUUAUCGAAUCGCCAAAUCCUACCGGCCUAUUGCCCUCUUGAACACACUCGGUAAGAUUCUAGAGGCGGCAAUCGCCACCCGCAUAGCCUACGCACUGGAGGAACAUAGCCUACUGCCACGAGGGCACUUAGGGGGACGCAAGGGCAUCUCCGUCGACCACCUGAUUCAACUACUGAUGGAUGCUAUCUUUGAUGGCUGGGGCCGAAGCCAGAAGGUAAGUAUGCUCCUGUUAGACGUAGCAGGGGCCUUCGACAACGUCUCCCAUACCCGGCUGCUGCACAACUUGAAGAUAGCACGACUAGGGCACUUCGCCGAGUGGCUGGAGUCAUUCCUUUCAGACCGACAGACCCGGCUCCAACUACCUGGCUACCUGAGCCGUAUCAUUUCUACCCCCACGGGAAUCCCCCAGGGGUCCCCUAUCUCCCCGAUCCUUUUCCUUCUCUUCAAUACGCCUCUUAUUCGGGCACUAGGAAUCAAUACCGUUGAGAGUAUGCGCAUCCAGCCACCGAUCUCGGGCAGAACCCUAGCAUUCGGCUGGAUUGACGAUACCUGUACGAUCGCUCUCUCCGGGUCCUACGCAGCUAAUCAGCGUCUACUGGAGUGGGCACUCGAUAAGGCUGCUGUAUGGUCCGGGCAGCAUUCGUCUAGGUUCGCGCCGGAUAAGUUCGAACUGAUACACUUCCGGAACCCGCUGGACCCCGAUCCCGGGGCCGAGAGGGACACCCCCUGUGAUUACACGGAACCAUGGAAUGGACAGGACCUUACCAACGCUAACCGGGAGGACGGGAGCGCCUGGGAGGUUCCCGUUGAACCCCCGGGGCACGACCAGCUGCCAAUAAAGGAUCACGCAACGGGCCACGUCAUACGGCUAGUGGAACACGCUAAAUACCUCGGAAUCUGGCUCGAUAAGACUCUCUCCUUUACUACCCACUGCACUAAGGCGGUAGCGAAGGCGAACGGGAGCCUCGAAGCCCUACGGAGCAUCUCUGCGUCCACAUGGGGCACGUCCCUGCUGAACAUGCAGACCAUAUAUCUGGCCGUAGUAGUUCCGCAGAUGCUCUACGGGGUUGCUGCAUGGUAUAGCCCUACCAGCGGGCGUACUAAGUAUGCAAAACGGCAGAAGACUAUCAGCGAAUUCGAACGAAUCCAGACGCGGGCGGCAGUACUUAUUAGCGGAGCAUUCAGAAAUACUGCUUCUGCAGCUCUAGGGGCAGAGCUAUUUCUGCCUCCGGUCCGCCUGCACAUGCAACAGAUGAUUGAGGAGACCGCAAUCCGGAUACAAACCGGACCGGUUAUGGCCUGUCCCCGAGGAUUAGUCAAGAAGAGGAGCUCGGCGGAGAUAAAACGGUCAGGGUGGUCCCCCAUGGAGGCGCUAAGCGGCUUUAACGGCCACGUAGGGGGCGCUGCAGUCUCGAUUCGGGCCGGAAAGGUCCGCAAGAAAUACCUAGGAGCCGCGGCUGACUCCACUGUGUACGUGGGAGAGCUAGAGGGAGUCAAAAUGGCCCUGAAGUGGGCAGAGGCUGCCCCGAUCACGGUCUUUUCAGACAGCCAGGCGGCCAUUCAAGCCGUGCAGAACCCUGGCCGACCAUCAGGCCAGUACGUACUACGGGCUAUCUACGAGAGGAUCAGGACCCUGAGAGGCAGCGGCCUGCAGCAGGAAGAUAUAGAGCUGCGCUGGAUCCCUGCGCAUAUCGGUAUAGAAGGGAAUGAACGAGCUGAUGAGGCGGCCAAGCGGGCCGCGAUAAAGGGGAUUGAAUUAAGCUCAGUAGGGCCGCGGGAGCUGGCCGCUCGGCCAAUCACCAGGCUUGCAGCUGCAGCCAAAACUGACGUUGGAAAACCUACCAAACGGCUGAUUCCGAAGCCGAAUAAGAAGGUCUUAAGGAUAUACGAGGGCCUGAGCAAGCCCCAGACCUCUAUAAUUAUCCAGAUGCGCACUAUGAGGAUUGGACUGAGGCAUUUCCUCUUCAAGAUAAAGCAGGUCGACUCCGACCGCUGCAGGUGUGAAUUAGGUUCUCAAACGCCUAAACACGUCCUUAUGGAGUGCUCGCUGCACCUCGCCAGUCAGAGAAUAAUGAUGGAACGCCUCGACUCUAUCGAGGGACUGCGUGGGCGUAUACAGGACUACGACGCAGUCAUGAACCACCCGCAGGCGACACGCUACGUCGCCGAUUUCAUGCAACGAACAGGCCUCCUACAGCAGUUCCGAUUCGCCACGUUCAACGACGAGAAGGGCGAGGAGGUCCCGGAACCCAGCACCCUCCUAGAGGGACUCGAUCUAAACGAGGAAGACGAUGGUUAUAUUGAACAACAAAAGAGCCAGAAAGUCUCAACUGGCUACGUGACGCACACAGGAACAGUGGAUCCCACUGGAAUAUCACAGGUAGAACGGAGUGGAAGGAGAGAACAGCGUCUAGGGGCGCAAUCACUCGUAAAUGUGCUGGCGAGGGCCCUACGGCAGGGACACCGGACCUGGGUCAGAAAGGCCAGGAACCGGGACGCCUCCGGGGGACUGGUCCCAACACUGAAAACACCAGACAACGGCCUCGCAGAGACUGCAGAACAGAAAGUUGAGGUAUUCCGGAAGAUCUUCUUCCCUCAUCCACCUCCCGCAGACCUUUCUGAUAUCCCUACGACCUCCCUACCUCGGCAACUUGGCUUCCCGGAUCUCGCCGAACACGAGAUGCUGCGCUGCAUCCGAAAGGUGCCUCCUGACAAGGCCCCCGAACCUGACGGCAUCCCUAAUAAGGUCUGGCACUGGUUAGGUGAGGUUCCCUCCUUCGUGAAGGCGCUCACGGGCAUCUUCAACGCCUGUAUCCGGCUCGGGCAUAACCCCGGAUACUUUCAGCAAUCUACAACGGUUUUCCUCCGUAAGGCCCCGCCAAGGGAUUAUCGAGUCGCCAAAUCCUACCCGCCUAUUGCCCUCUUGAACACACUUGGUAAGAUUCUAGAGGGGUUCGCGCCGGAUAAAUUCGAGCUGAUACACUUCCGGAACCCGCUGGACCCCGACCCCGGGGCUGAGAGGGACACCCCCUGUGGAACGCCUCGACUCUAUCGAGGGACUGCGUGGGCGUAUAAAGCGAUACGCUACGUUGCCGAUUUCAUGCAACGACCAGGCCUGCUACAGCAGUUCCGAUUCGCCACGUUUAAGGACGAGGAGGACGAGGAGGUCCCGGAACCCAGCACCCUCCUAGAGGGACUCGAUCUAAACGAGAAAGACGAUAGUUACACAGAACGCCAAGGGCCAGGGAGUCUCAACUGGUUAUACGACGCGCACAUGCAGGAAUACUACAAAUAG